AUGGAGGCCAAUGUCUCCUCCGGUCUCUGGCUGACCAGCCCUGGUCCUUCUCCUGCCAAGGCCAUGUCUGACCUGAACGCCAUCAUGGACCUAGUCCAGGUCGUCUUCUACACCGUGGUCUGUGUGGGGGGCUCGCUGGGCAACGGGCUGGUGAUUUGGCUCACAGCCCGCCGGGCCGGCCGCUCCGUCAACUGCGUCUGGUUCCUCAACCUGGCGGUGGCCGACUUCAUCUUCUCAGUCACCCGGGUGGUGCCUCUGGUGAAGAACACCUUCUACCGCGGGCACUGGCCUUUCGGCGCCUUCCUGUGCCAGGCCACCAGCUUCAUCAAAUACCUCAACAUGUUCUGCAGCGUCUUCCUCUUGGCGGCCAUCAGCCUGGACCGCCUGGCGGCCGUGGCCUUCCCGGUGUGGUCCAAGAACCGCCGGGGACCCCACCUGGCGUGGGCGGCUGCUGCCGGGGCAUGGGGGGCGGCCGCCGCGGCCAGCCUGCCCUUCUACCUCUACCGCAACCUGGUCCCAGAGGGGAAGACCAACAGCCUCAAGUGCUCCUUGACGCUGGGAGAAGGACCCAAGCUGACGCUAUAUCUCCUCCGGCUGCUCUGCGGCUUCCUGGUCCCCUUCGCCAUCAUCCUGGCCUGCUAUGGGGCCCUGGCAGCCGUGCUGAGGCGGCGCCCGGCCACCAUCCGCUCCAGGAAGCCCUUCAAGGUCAUGGCGGCCAUCGUGGUGACCUUCUUCCUCUGCUGGGCCCCCUACCACCUCUUCCUCCUCCUCAAGCUGGCGGGCGUCAAGGGCCAGGCCAUGGCCGUGGGGCUGCCUCUCGCCUCCUCCCUGGCCUAUCUCAACAGCUGUGCCAACCCCGUCCUUUACUUCUUCAUGGGGCUGGACUUCCGCCGUGCGCUGGGCCGCACCACCUUGGCCGGGGCCUUCCGCCGGGCCCUGCUUGAGGACAUGGCCUACUCAGCCAGGUCCCACAGCUGCAGGAAGGAGGCAGCCUCCUCCGUGGACAGGCUGGCCCAGAGCUCGGUGGCCCCCAACCUGGCUUGA
Messenger RNA from Emys orbicularis (European pond turtle), 1044 nucleotides. RefSeq names its product chemerin-like receptor 1. Gene Ontology annotation, biological process: inflammatory response; complement receptor mediated signaling pathway; positive regulation of cytosolic calcium ion concentration. Gene Ontology annotation, molecular function: G protein-coupled receptor activity; complement receptor activity. Gene Ontology annotation, cellular component: plasma membrane. The record is from RefSeq and is a predicted model, not a curated record. The transcript has a single exon. Bases 1 to 1044 code for a protein of 347 amino acids. Lineage: Eukaryota; Metazoa; Chordata; Testudines; Emydidae.